ACGGUUGCGCGUCAACGAAACAGUACGGAAACAAACUAAGCAAACGGGAAUGACUGGUCUUAAAAUUACAUUUGGUACUGAAACCGCAGUAAUAAAGAAUGGCACGAAGGACCGCGUUGCUCAUUUGAACCUUUCAGUUUGUCCCAGAACGGACAAAGCCAGUUUUCUUCUUUUUCUUAGCCUAUAUAUUUUAAAUUAUUGCUUUGAGUAAUUGCCACUGAAUUAUCUUGUGUUGGUGUGUGAGUGUGUGGAUAUAUAUCGGAACAACUAAACAACGUUUACUACUAGAAAUUCAACAAUGAAUUCAUUUCGCUUUGCUUUCAUAUGCAGUUGUGCAUUAUUUUUUUGGAUCGAUAAAAUCUCGGGCGACACCAAAACAGACAAACCGAAGCCGAACUGUACAGAAGACUUCAAAAAGGGGCGAGAGGACUUUGUUCUAAAUACGGAAGAAUCUGUAAAACAAGGCGCUACUUACAUUGCAAACCCAGCUGCACAAGGGCACAACGACUGUGUGAAUUCAUGUUGCCAAGAAAGAAACUGCAACCUGGUCUUGAUAGAAGCCGGUCCCGAGGAGGACUCUGUUAGAAAUUGUUUUCUGUUUGAUUGUUUGUAUAGGAAUAAGUUCAUUUGCCAUUUUGUGAAAAAAACAGGCUUCAGGAAUUACAUUAUGGACUCUGUUUAUAAGCAUUACCUGGCCUGGCCCACUGCACUUGCUGGUAAGGCGGACAAGCCUCCCAUAGCAAAUGCUGGGCCAGACCUGGUGGUCAGGCCUGGUCAUCUUGUCACUCUCAAUGGAAUUGAGAGCUGGGAUGACAAAAAGAUCAUUAGCUACAAAUGGGAACUUCUCAGUGGAAACAACUCUGUAGUGACAGAGAAAACAAAUCUGCCAGAUCAGCUGGUGUUGUCCAACCUACAGUCUGGAGUUUACAACUUCCAGCUUAAAGUCACUGAUUCAGCUGAUCAGUCAGACGCAACAUCAGUCACUGUGCUAGUUCUUUCAGUGGAACAGUCUGAGCUUCAGUGUUUGACCCCCAAAAAAGAUGGUCCCUGUCGAGGAUCCUUCUCUCGCUGGCACUACAAUGCUGCAUCCAACAGAUGUGAGGAGUUCACUUUUGGAGGCUGCAAGGCAAACAAAAACAACUACCUCUCUCACCAAGAAUGCUCUGAUGCAUGUAAUGGCACCUCAGGGACUCUGGAAGGGAGGAAAAUUCAGGUAUUCACUGAAGUGUGUAGCUCACCUUGUAGGGAGGGCCAGUUCACCUGCUCCAACGGCUGCUGCUUGGAAAAGGGUUUGGAGUGUGAUGGCCAGAGGCACUGCAGUGACAACUCAGAUGAGGAAAGUUGCCAGCACUUGAACAGUUCCCUUGCCCAGUUACUGAAUAUUGACAUGAAUGAAGAGAAAGCGCGCUGUGUGGAUCCCCCGAUCACAGGCCCCUGCAGAGCCAGUAUGCCACGCUGGUACUAUGACCCCCUCAACCUCAAGUGUCAUCGUUUCAUCUAUGGAGGCUGUAGUGGCAAUAAAAACAAUUUUGACAAGAAGGACACCUGUAUGAAGGCCUGCUCGGAUGUUACAGAAAAAGAUGUCUUUGCCUGGGGAGUGUUUGAGCGUACUGAACGCACUGAACAUCAUUCAGGUUAUGUGGGCACAGCAGUAGUACUGUCUGUGGCUAUUUUAGCCCUGUUGGCUGUACUGGGAUACUGCAUCCAGAAAAAGAGGAAGAAGGAAUCUGAGCGCCGGUGUGUGCCCACUGCCACCAUGCCUGUUCCUCUCACUGAGGACACACGGCACCUGGUAUACAAGCCCACAAGAACAUGAUAUGAACUCACACUGUUAUAAAACAUUAUUUUCAUUAUCUUCAUUAUAUUUUCAUGAUGUCUACUUUCAUGACACAAAAUGUAACAUUUUAUGUAUAGUGCUACUAUAUAGUCAUGAGGGCAUAACAAAAAAGUUCAUACAGUCACAAUAAUAAUGUGUAAAAGGGUUGGAUGAAAAUAAAAAUAUUUAGCAUGUGACUUAAUUAAAAGUUCAUUUGUAACUUCCUUGUCAGUAAGAUUUCUAGUCCCACUCUUGUGCCAUUCAAGCAUACCUUUUGUCUUUGUAUUCGAAAGAAAAAUUGACCCUCAAAAGGAGGUUUCAUGGGUUUCAUGUAUUGUUUCGAAUGAAACCUUGUUUACAUUGUAUUUUCAUACAUUCACAAUCAUAAUAGGAUUGGUUUUGUACAGGUUUAAAUUCUAUUUUCAUAGUUUCUCCCUCAGUACAUGUUUAAUUAUGUUUCUUGUGGUUCCUUGUUAUAUAUCCAAUAUUGUAUGGACAUGCUAUAUCUUAAUGGGUAUGUAGUGCAACACUUUUUGGUAUAAUUAUGUUGAUAAGAUAAUUGUCUUUUUAACAAAUUAAGACCAUUUCAGUCUGCUUACACUUAGAUUUUUGGUUAUAAGAUGUUGCAAUGUGGAAUGUUAUGUUUUGGCUCCAUCAGAUUAUCUGAAACUUCCUUAUUUCAAGUUUGUAUUAUUUCAGAAUCUAAGGAAUGAAAGUUCCUGCAAUAAUCUCUGGUGGUUUUAAGUCAAUAUCACUUGAUUUACUCUUUUAUAUCCUUCCAUGUGCAUUUUUUUUUUUUUUUUUUUUAGUACUGCAGUAUUGCUGAAGAGGGCAGAUUCUUUGUAAGCAUCAACAUUGUGCAUGCCAGACAACUAAAUGUGAUGUAUGAAAAAUCAUUCUAGGAACAAAAAAGAUCACGGGCAAUCCAACACCUUGCAAUAACUACUCAAAUAUUUUUAUAGUGAGUUUAUUAUUUGUGAUUGUGCAUGCAAUGCUCAAUCACUAUUGUUAUCCAACAGUAUAUAUUUCUUAUAAUUAUUUAACUUAUUCCUCAGUUUUUGAGAUAAGACAGAACCAACUGCAGAGUGUUAUGUCUGAUUUGCUUUUUGAAUGGAUGUAUGGAAUCCACAAAGCAGCCAACUUUUUCCCAUAGGGAAAGAUUAAUGCAACUCUGGAUAGAAAUAAAUGUUAUGACAUUGCAGAAGCUUGUGGAAAU
This is a messenger RNA of Electrophorus electricus (electric eel), 3032 nucleotides long. RefSeq names its product kunitz-type protease inhibitor 1-like. NCBI's taxonomy places the organism in Eukaryota, Metazoa, Chordata, Actinopteri, Gymnotiformes, Gymnotidae. Gene Ontology annotation, biological process: epithelium development; extracellular matrix organization; epidermis development. The record is from RefSeq and is a predicted model, not a curated record. Gene Ontology annotation, molecular function: serine-type endopeptidase inhibitor activity; protein binding. Gene Ontology annotation, cellular component: plasma membrane.